CACGUUCAAACACACACAUCACACCACACCUGAAGUUACAAGAAGCCACGCUUGGUUCUCUCUGCGGUGAAGUGGAUAUAACAACUGCAGAAAGUUUUCACCCGGAUCACAAAAGUCACCUUCACAGUGUGUGCAAAAGACCAUCAUGAUAAAAAGAAGCAUUUGCUCCUGUGGCGUUGGGACGCGCGUUUUCAACUGGUUUUCCAUCAUGUGGUUCUCCCUGGCAAUUGCCACCACGGAUAUUUAUCUGAAUACGACCCCCGAAAAGGUGGCCCGCUGUGGGGACAACGUAACGCUGACAUGUGAGGCCAGCUCUUACAAGUUGUUGGAUGUUAAAUCAUUUUCCUGGACCGGUCAAAACAAAACAUUAUGUGACACGAUGGGCAACAUGGACUCUGCCGUCGGGUGCCAGAAGGAAACGGACGGAUCGCUCCAUAAACUCACUCUGAGACUCUUCAACGUAAUGCCCAACCACCAAGGAAAGUACCUCUGCAAAUUUCGCUCACAGGUCGGGGUAAACUACAGCACCAGUUUUAUCACCGUACAAGACUGCCUUGGAAGUCAAAACUACUUGGUUAAUGAGUCCGUGGCAAGCUGCUGGUUCCACGGAGUUUACAGCCGGGGUGAAAUCCACUGGUUCAAGGGAGAUGAGAACUUAACUUCACUCAGCUCAAAGGAAGACUUUGACCAAUAUGGACGCUACAAUAUCCUAAGCUCAAUAAAAGUGCAAGACAGCACAGGAAACCAAAUUUACAACUGCUCAUUAUGGAUUACCCAGCUGAAGAAAUACGUCUCAUUUCAAGAGGUGGUCAUGGUCAAACAUUCACGAACUUCAUCCGGGAGCAAAUUCAAACUACAGUGGCUCUGUAUGACGUUGCAUGUCACAUUGGUGACAUUUAUCCUGUCAUGAUAGAAGCAAGUUUGAACUUACUAAAGCCACCAUUUGCCACUGAAUGCUAAUUUCCUCUAAAGCCACAGGAAGCAGUUUGAGCGCAUAUACUGUUUUUUAAUUUUUUUUUUUUUAUGUUACUAAAGUUUGCAACAAAUACACAAAAACAAAACACCGGCUUUGAUUUUUGCACUGUCAAUGUAUUU
This is a messenger RNA of Hippocampus comes (tiger tail seahorse), 1095 nucleotides long. RefSeq lists its product as uncharacterized. The record is from RefSeq and is a predicted model, not a curated record. Lineage: Eukaryota; Metazoa; Chordata; Actinopteri; Syngnathiformes; Syngnathidae. The transcript is spliced from 5 exons. Bases 146 to 910 code for a protein of 254 amino acids.